AUGUCAUUUAUUCUCCACUUCCUGCUCGGCUGCUGUCUGCUCGCCUCGGCCAGGGCCACGUGCAACGUCUGCAAUGCUGUCAACAACCUGACCUGCUACUCCCUCAACCAGACACAGGCCUGCGAUGCGAAUAAUUUGCCCACCGGCUUGCCAUUCAGCUGUCCCACCGAUUAUGUGUGUGUUAGCGGGUCCAACGGAGUGAUCUGCGAGCCAGAGGCCAGUGCGGCUAGCCAGGCGGACUGCCAGGAGUGCAACAUUUGCGACACAACCAACACCUUUGCCUGCACAGGCACCAGCAGCUUUGCCCUCUGCCUGGGCACCGACACGUUGCAGGAUUCAGUCGGAACCUGUGCCGACGGCUAUGUGUGUAAUAUCAAUGCCACACAGAUAUGUGGUCUGCCCGCGGAUGGGAUAAUGCCCACGUGUUCAUAUGCCGAUGAUUCAACUGACAGCAGCACCACCAGUCCUCCUCCAACGACGACGGCACCUUCCACCAGCAACCCAACUACAUAUUGUGCCGCCGUGCAGGCCGAGGGAAGGUUUGCAGUAGGCAAUGAUGCCUACACGACCUGUCGCCAGUAUAUCAUGUGCAGCUUGGUCAGCGGCAGUUGGGAGGGUCAGACCUAUACAUGUCCGGGCAGUCUGUACUUCAGCAGCGCUACCAACCUGUGUGUCGCCGCAAUGCCGUCGACGUGCUCGACCAGCGUCAGCUCCACAACCUCAACGACAGCGGCCCCAACAACGAGCAAUCCUGCUGCCUAUUGUGCGGCCAUGAUGUCGCAGGGAUACUAUCCAGUGGGCACAGAUCCCACUACCACAUGCCAUCAGUAUAUCUACUGCUUUCUGCUGAGUGGCACCUGGAGUGGAGAGAUGUACACCUGUCCGGGCAGUCUGUACUACAACAGUUCCAGCAAGAUCUGUGCGAGUGCCCUGCCCUCGACCUGCUCCGCCACAGUAGCUAGCCUGACCCUCAAUGGCGUGGCUUUAGAGUAA
Messenger RNA from Drosophila persimilis, 993 nucleotides. RefSeq names its product probable endochitinase. The transcript is spliced from 2 exons. NCBI's taxonomy places the organism in Eukaryota, Metazoa, Arthropoda, Insecta, Diptera, Drosophilidae. Gene Ontology annotation, cellular component: extracellular region. The coding region runs from base 1 to 993 and encodes 330 amino acids. The record is from RefSeq and is a predicted model, not a curated record. Gene Ontology annotation, molecular function: chitin binding.